UGUUUACUAGGAAGCAGCUAGCAACGACCCAGCCAUGCAACCGUCUAUUUAAUCAUAUUUACGGCGCUUCCAACAGAGUAUUUUUUGUAUUUUUUAUAAAACAGUUAGAUAUGAAGGAUAAGAGGUUAUAUCGGGCUCUUUAGGAGAAGCUUACGUCAUCCUGUAGCUCCUUUAAGGGUUUUUAAAUAAAGACCCCUCACGAUCGGAGCGAUGCGGUCCUUAAACUACGUUCAACGAGUCAGUUUGGAUUUCACAGGAACUCUGUUCCCUCACGCGAUCUGUCUGGGGGACGCGGACAACGACUCGCUCAACGAGCUGGUGGUGGGCGACACCAACGGGAAGCUGCUGGUCUACAAGAACGACGACUCCAAACCCUGGGUCACGAGGACCUGCGUGGGCAUGCUGACUUGCGUCGCAGUCGGAGACGUCUGCAACAAAGGAAAGAACUUCGUGGUCGCCGUGGGCGCCGAGGGCUGGUUUCACCUCUUCGACUUGACAGCCGUCGCCGCCGCCAGCAAAGCGGAUUCCUCCAGCCAGCACGAGUUCACGUCCUCGGAGGACCAGAAGCCGCUCUUCACCCAACACAUCCCGGCCAACACCAAAGUCAUCCUCAUCAGCGACAUCGACGGCGACGGCCGCAGCGAGCUGGUGGUCGGCUACACGGACCGGGUGGUGCGAGCGUUCCGCUGGGAGGAGCCGGCCGACGGCGCCGAGCCCGGAUCCGGACAGCUGGUCCUGCUGAAGAAGUGGCUUCUGGAGGGCCAGGUGGACAGCCUGUCGGUGAACCCGGGUCCAGAGGGUCUUCCGGAGCUGAUGGUGUCUCAGCCCGGCUGUGGCUACGCCAUCCUGCUGUGUUCCUGGACUCAACAGGACUCCAGCGGCUCCGGAGAAGAAGCCCCGGCCACCCCCGGGAGCGAGGGGCCUUCCAGAGAUGUAGUUCUCCACCUGACCACCGGGCGGAUACACAACAAGAACGUUUCCACUCAUCUCAUCGGCAGCAUCAGCAAAGGCUCCAAAGAGGAAUCGUCUACAUGUGGCCUGUUUGCUCUCUGCACUCUAGACGGCACGCUGAAGUUGAUGGACAGCUCGGAGCAGCUGCUGUGGUCCGUGCAGGUGGACCAUCAGCUGUUUGCGCUGCAGAAGCUCGACGUUACCGGAGACGGCAGAGAGGAGGUGGUGGCGUGCGCCUGGGACGGUCAAACCUACAUCAUUGACCACAAUCGGACGGUCGUGCGCUUCCAGUUCGAUGAGAACGUCAACGCCUUCUGUGCAGGUGGAGCUGGAGCGCAUGGAGUCCACCAACAUGUUACGGGUCCUGGAGGAGAAGCCCGAGUUCAGCAGCCACCUGAAGGCGCUGGGAGUCGACACCGACGACCCGGCAGCAGUGAGAGCUCUGGUGACGAAUGUCCUCUACAAGGAUUCCCAGACUUAGCACACACACACACACACACACACACACACACACACACACACACACACACACACACACCCCUGACUGUAAAUACUGUUAAUAAACGCUGGUUGUCCGUCUCCUGUGCUGCUGCUCUCGUUAUUGACUAUUCAGGUCUGUAAUCUGCCGGCUGUGAUCUUUUCUGCUUUUCCUCUCAGAACCCGAUCGCUCCGGGUGGAUCGGCACGACGACGGCGGCGUUGCUUGGCUUGGCGGUCGGCCAUCCCAUAACCACCCGUAUGUACGGGCGCCCUCGUGCAAUAUAGAUGACCGCGCGUGUCGGCGUAAAGGGUAACCGAGGGCUCAGGUGUGCCUCUCAUCUCUCCUGAGGUUCUGCCCUUUAGAGGACGAGGUCCUGUGGGGGAACCGUGGUCCUGUGGGGGAACCGUCCCCCCACAGGACCACGUCCUCCUCGCUCCCAGAGCUCCCAGAGCUCCCAGAGCUCCCAGAGCUCUCAUAGCUCCCAGAGCUCCACAGGUGGAGUUGUUAAAUGCUGCCGUGUUUUGUUCGCCUUCACAAUUUAAAUCUCAAGUGAGCCGUUUUUUUACGUUUUUGUGUAUUUAAUUACUAAGUAGUGUAUACAAAAAUAUAAUAGGAGUACAAUACAAUAAAAUAUAGAAAAUGAACAUAAGGACACAAAAGGUAAAGUGACAGCGUACACUGAUGAUACAAUUAUAUAAUGGCACCUAGUGUGUAUUGGUAUAGAUAUGAGGUAUAAAUACACAAUAAGACAGAAUCUAUUAACAUAAUAUAGUAAAUGAUGAAAGAAUGAGAUAUGAAAUGUAUAAUGAGCUGAGAGGUAGUAAAUAUAAUGUCGAAAUACAUAUUUCUAACUAAUAUAACAGGAUGGAAUAGAACAGAAUCAUAUAUAAAUAUAGUUUAGUAUAAUAUAAUAAGUCCUCUACUGGUUUCCAGUGAUGGACCCUGUUGUGCAGCUUGGAUGCGUGUGUUAUUUGUGUUAUUUGUGUAUUAAUUUCUCCCUUCAUAAAAGGUUUCCAUGGAGCCAUAUUUCAAAUGGAAAGAUGUCAUAGCCCCAAUUACUUUGGUUCAU
Messenger RNA from Cyclopterus lumpus (lumpfish), 2500 nucleotides. RefSeq names its product integrin alpha FG-GAP repeat containing 2 (gene itfg2). The transcript is spliced from 12 exons. Gene Ontology annotation, cellular component: KICSTOR complex. Gene Ontology annotation, biological process: regulation of TOR signaling. The coding region runs from base 211 to 1572 and encodes 453 amino acids. Gene Ontology annotation, molecular function: protein binding. NCBI's taxonomy places the organism in Eukaryota, Metazoa, Chordata, Actinopteri, Perciformes, Cyclopteridae. The record is from RefSeq and is a predicted model, not a curated record.